AUGGUUGGUCAAUUUAUUCCAUCAAGUGGAAAUAAAUCGUUUAUAUUAUCUUGGGGCAUAAGAGAAAGUAGAGAAAUAUCUUUACAAAAAGGGUAUAUAAACAUUCAAAAAAUUGCUGAUCAUUUGCAUUUAUCAAGUCAACAUAUAGAAGCAGCACAAAGAAUUUAUUUAAUGGCAUUACAGAGAAAUUUCACUAUGGGAAGAAAUAAUUCUUAUGUUGCUGCAUCUUGCUUAUAUACUAUUUGUAGAAGAGAAAAGUCUCCAAUAAUGUUAAUUGAUUUUAGUGAUAUUUUACAAACACCCGUAAAACCUUUAGGAAAAACAUUCUUAAAAUUAUUAAGAUUAUUACAUAUUAAUGUUCCAAAUAUUGAUCCUUCCUUAUUUUUAGAAAGAUUUGCUCAUAAACUUAAUUUAAAAAAUGAUAUUUAUAAAGUUACAUAUACAGGGAUAAAACUUAUUCAAGCCAUGACAAGGGAUUGGAUUAGUACAGGAAGAAGACCUACAGGAUUAUGUGGAGCAGCUCUUUUAAUAUCUACUAGAAUACAUGGAAUUUCUAUUAAUUCUAAUACAAUUGCUGACAUUGUAAGGAUUUCUAAUCCAACUAUUAUUAAAAGAUUAUCAGAAUUUAAAAACACAAAUACUGCUAAAAUUAAAGCAUCUGAAUUUGAUAAAAUUUCCAUAACUGAUAUUCCAUCAAAUAGUAUACCUCCAUGUGUUAUUUAUGACAAUAAAAAGAAAUUGAAGCAUAAUUUUAUUGAAAAAAAUAAAACAUUAUCACUAUGUGAUAGUGAAGAGCAGGAUAAUAGAAGCAGAAAGUCAAUAUCCUAUGGUGAAACAUUUAGUGAUGAUAUUUUCUCUCAAAAAAGCAAUGAUGAAAAUAAUUUGAAUAUGAUUAGUAAUAUAAAUGAUGAUAACACUUCUAAUGAUAACAACUUGUCUCAUAUUGAUGGUCCGUCAUUUAAUAAUAAUAAUAAUAACGAACAUUCAACUAACAGUAUUACAUAUGAUAAUAAGGAAAAAAGUUCUACAGAAAGUGAGAAAGAAAAAAAUAUUAACCAUAGUAAUAAUGGAAUAAAUUUAGAGGAGAUAUGCAAUGAAAAUCCUGAAGGAAAUGAUAUAGAUAAUUUAGCUUUAAAAAUAAUUAAUACUAUUAAUAUAGAAAAUAAUCCAAAUAUACUAAAAAAUGUAAAUAAUAACUUCUCAAUAAAUUGUGAUGAAAAAAUAGACUAUACAUCAAAUUUAGAAAAAUGUGAAUUUAAAAAGAAAAAAGAGCUUUUUAUGGAUAAUUUUUCUAUGAAAUCUACCACAUCUAUGUGUAGUAUAAAUAAAUUAUCAGAUAUGGAAUCAUAUGUUUCUGCAUCUAACUUUUCAGAUAACAUUAAUGAAUUAAAUAAAGCUAAAAUAAGUGACGAAAAGAAUUCUCUAAUUAAUGAUGAAAUGAAAAAUGGUGAAAAAAUUAACACAUUCAUUAAUAAUGAUACAAAUAUUAAUGAUAACAUUAGUUAUGGUAGUAAUGAUGAUGAUAGUAAUAGUAAUAUGAUUAAAACUAUGCCUAAUAGUUCUAAUAGUAGCAAUUUAUCUUUAUCAAGAAACUAUUAUAAUGAAACUACAUAUUUAGAAACUAAUAAUAUUAUUGAAAGUAACAAUAAUACUGUCAGUUCAAAUAUUUUAGAACAAAAUAAUUUAGAUAAAGAAAAACAAAAAAUAGAUAGUAGCUAUUGCACUACUUUAAAAGAAACUGUAAGUUGUGAAUUAAAUAGCAUUUUAAAUGAAGUUGAAGAUUAUAAUUUUUUAGAAUGUAACAUUCAAAAUAAAGAUAGGAAUAAUAAAAAAAAUAUGAAUAAUGUUAAUAUUUUAACAGAUUUUAAUUAUUUUUUCGAAAAUAACUCAAAUUCAGUUAAUGAUCAAAAUACUUCAUUUUGCGGAAAUUCAGAUACUUCAAUUGACCAAAAUGAUGAAACUUUAAGUGAUAUUUAUGAUAGCGAAAUAGAAAGUAUGAUUUUAACUGAGAAAGAAAAGGAAGUAAAAAUGUUGAUAUGGGAUGAUAUGAUGAAAAAUUAUUUACCUCAUAUAUGUAAACAAUUAAAAAGACAGAAAAAAAGAAGUAAUGAGGAAAAUAAUAAUGAAAAAAAAAAAAUUAGAAAUAAAAAGAAAAAAGUGGAAGAUUAUUCAGAAACUCAGUCAACAGGGGAUUCCGUUUUAAAAGCUCUUGAAAAAUCUGAUAAAAAUUUGCCUAAUAAAAUAAAUUAUGAUGUAUUAAAAUCUCUUUUUUCAUCAUAA
This is a messenger RNA of Plasmodium gallinaceum, 2280 nucleotides long. Its product is annotated as transcription factor IIIb subunit, putative. Gene Ontology annotation, molecular function: RNA polymerase III general transcription initiation factor activity; RNA polymerase III type 3 promoter sequence-specific DNA binding; TBP-class protein binding. Lineage: Eukaryota; Apicomplexa; Aconoidasida; Haemosporida; Plasmodiidae. The record is from RefSeq and is a predicted model, not a curated record. The coding region runs from base 1 to 2280 and encodes 759 amino acids. The transcript has 2 exons. Gene Ontology annotation, cellular component: nucleus; transcription factor TFIIIB complex; transcription preinitiation complex. Gene Ontology annotation, biological process: transcription by RNA polymerase III; transcription preinitiation complex assembly; DNA-templated transcription initiation.